AUGAUUUUAAAUAAAAUAUUAUAUAUAAAAGAACAUGUAAAUAAAAAAUGUAAGAAAUUUUUUAGUUUCUUGAGCAAAGAGAUUGAAGAAGUAAGAAAUAAUAAUUCAAAAAAAUGGAGAAAAGAAAUAGAAAUUUUAAAAAAUAAAGAAAAUCAAAAAGAUGUGGAUAUAAAUGAACUAAAUUACAUUAUUAAAAAAGAAAAAAGAAGAAAAAUUAAGGAAUUAAAAAAGGAAAACGAUGAAAAAAAAGAUAAUAUAAAAGAAGACACUUUAAAUAUAUUUGAUAUUAGUAAUAACAAUAAAAUUGAAAAUGUAAACUUAAAAAAAAAGGAUUUAUUUGAAUUUGAUGAAUAUAUUAAUUAUUAUGACAAAUGGAAUCUUCAAAAAAUAAAUUAUAAAAAUACAAAAACAUCAGAAAUGAAGACAGUUGCUAUAGAAAACAAUAUACAAAACAAUAAAGAUAUUUAUAAUAUAAAAAAUUACUACGAUUACUUUGAAAAUACUGAAAACUUAGAAAAUUUAAAAAAACAAAAUAAUUAUAAUAAAUUAUUUUCAGAAGAUGAUCCUCGCCUACUGUGGGAUGUACAAAAUGACUAUUUUUUUGCAAAUGAUGAUAUAUAUUUUUUUAAUAAUUUUAAUGAUUCAAAUUAUUCUCAAUUUUUAGAUACUUUGAAUUAUAACGAAAAUUUUUAUUUCAGUUAUUUAAAUAAAAGAAAACCAAUUAAAUUUUUAAGCAAAGAUCAAAUUAUUGAAAUCCUAGAGAAAAACUCGGAAUAUUUAUUUAGAAAAGAUAACCAAAGCGAAGAGAAAAAAAAAUUAUCAAGCAGUUAUGAUAAUGAAAACAGUUAUAUGAAUUAUAAUUUAAAUGAUUCCAUAAAUUAUAAUACAAAAAAUAGAAUGAAUGAUUAUAAAAAUGAAAAAAUAAUUUUUUUUAAUGAAAAUAAAAUAUUAGAACGCAUUAUUGAAUUUGAUUAUGAUAAUGAAAAAAAUAAGAAAAAUGAUAAAAAUUAUGAAUUUUAUUUAAAUAUGUUGAAUAGAAUAGAGUUUAUUAGUUUAUCAUUCAAACCUAAAGAAUGUGUUUUUAUUUUAAGUUUUUUUUAUUUUUAUAAUUUCCUACCUUUUGAAAUUUUAAAUAAGUUUAUACAAAAUUUUUUAUCACAUUUACACUUUUUAAAUAUUCAACAAGUUUUAAUAUUAUUAAAAAUAUAUAGUACAUGGAAAAACAAUUAUGAAGAUUUUCUUCACCUUUUGUUAGUUUAUUUUUUUAAUUUAAAAAUGGAUUUACCAAAUGAACAAAUGAGAAAUAUAGAGGAGAUAGAUAAUAAAUUACUAAUUAAAAAAAAGGAAAAUCAUCUAAUAAGUAAUAUAAAAAAUGAUAUUUUUUUUUUAAAAAUGUGCUUAAAAAAUAAAAUUCGUAUUAAUAAUUCACUCAUGCUUUUUCAUUGUAAGAAUAAUUUACCUUUUUAUGAUAAAAAUGAAUUAUUAUUAUUGUUUCAAUGUUUUUUUUUUUUAAGCGAUAAGAAGAAUAAUGAUUUGCUUUAUAAAACUAUUAAGAUAUCUCCUUUUCUUCUUAGGAAUUAUGAAAUUAUAAAUGAUAUUAAUGAAUUAAGAACAUUUUUAUGUAAUGAAAAGAAUUAUCCUAAAGUAAAAUUAAAUUUUAAAGAAUUAGAAAUAAUUUUAGCAUCAUUAAACAAUAUGAAUAGUGUUGAAUUUUAUGAGUACUUAAAAUUAUUUCUAAUUAAUGAUUAUUAUUACAACAAUGAUAUUAUAAAAAAAAUUGAAAAAGAAAUAUACAAAUGCAAAUACAAUAACAAUCAUAAUAACCAUUUAUUAUAUAUAAAUAUUGAAAUUAUGAAUUUUCUUAUUUUUUAUAACAUUAUAACAAAUUUAAAAAAAUAUGUGUUAUUUCCUUUUUUUAAUAAAAACGAUUUAUUUGAAUUGCUAAAAAAUGUAAAAUUAUCUGAAAACAAGAUAGAAAUCCAUAAAGAUAAUAUAAAAUUUGAUUGUCUAAUUAAAAUGGAUAUAUCUCAAAAAGGAGAAAAUAUAUAUGAAAAAGAAAAGAACCAAAAUAAUUAUUCUGAUAAACAAGAAAAAUAUAAUAUUAAUGAUUUAGUAAAAUUUAGUGGGGAAGAUAUAAAGAAUAUAUUUAUUUGUGAAAACGAGAAUUUAAAUAAAUUUUUAUAUCAUUAUGAAAAGACAACUAUAAAAAAAAUAAAACUUGAUUUAAUAGUAGAUACUAUAUGUUUCAUAAAUGAAUAUAGUAUAUUCUUUAAAAAUAUAUUAGAUAUAAAUAAAAAAGUAAACGAAGAUAUUUUAUUCGUACUUUAUUUUUUUUAUCUAAAGAUUUUAACUAUUAUGAACUCUUUAAAAAAUAAUGAUAAACAAAUAAUAUUAUAUCAUUAUUCUAGAAUUAUUCCAUCUUAUUGCAUAAAAGAAGAUAGUGAUUCUGAUAUUUUAUUUGGCGAUAAAUUAAAAAAAAAAGAAAAAAAAAGAAUGUUUUUCUUUUUAUAUUAUAAUAUAUUUAAUCAAGAUGUAAAAGACAAUUCUCCAAGUAGCAAGUUCAUUAAUAGUAGUAAUAAUACAAAUAUGUUUUAUAAAAAUAGAUAUUUUCUGAAGAACUCCAUUUUUAAUACAUUAUUGUUAAUUUUUCAUAAAUUCUUUGAUAGUAUGAAUGUUUCUUUUGAUGCUAAUAUAUUCUUUAAAAAUAUAAAGAAUAUUAUUUUGUCAAUUUCAUUAUAUAUAUACAAGUUUGGAAAUGUAAUUAAUUAUUACGAUUACUCUCUUAAAAAUUACUUAUUAUUGUGUUCUGAUAAUUAUAAUGAAAAAAAUUCUAAUUGCAUUUGGAAUAUUUCUCAGGAGACAAGUAAUAUUUUGUUAAAAUUAAUGAAUAAUAUAAUUUCAUUUUUUUAUAUAUUUAAAGAAAAUUUUAAUAAUAAUAACUUAAAUGACGAAGAAGUUGUGCAUUUGAUAAAUUCACUUUCUUUCUUUGCUGUAUCAUUACAAUUCUAUGAAAACAUUGAAAAUAAGACAAGGAAUGAUAAAAACCUAUGUAGUUUUCAAAAAUAUUCAAAAAAAAAAGAUGAAGAAAAAAUAGUAGAAUUUUAUAACAAUAUUUUAUAUUUUUUUAUUAAGGAGUUAGAGAAAAUAGAUAUAUCCGAAUUAAAUGAAAUAAAUAAAUUAAUUACAUUUGAAACUUUAUCUAGAAUAUUUGUUUUAAAUUCAUUAAAUGACAUAUCUUCAAAAGAGGUAAUAUUAUUAUUAAAUAAGUUAAUGAAUUACAUUGUAGAUAAUGAAAUGUAUAUAAAUAAAGAAAAUUAUUAUCUAAUUAUCUUUUCUUAUGAAAAUUUAAAGGGAAAUUACCACAAUUUAAAAAGUAACGAUUUUUUUGAUAUCAAAAUAUAUGAACAAUUGGAGCAUAUGUUAGCAAGUAAAGGAAUGAAAAAGUAUUAG
Messenger RNA from Plasmodium relictum, 3450 nucleotides. Its product is annotated as conserved Plasmodium protein, unknown function. The record is from RefSeq and is a predicted model, not a curated record. The coding region runs from base 1 to 3450 and encodes 1149 amino acids. NCBI's taxonomy places the organism in Eukaryota, Apicomplexa, Aconoidasida, Haemosporida, Plasmodiidae. The transcript has a single exon.